CGGAAGCAAAUGCCGCCCGUCAAAUCGUCUGGCAGUCCUUACAAAGACCAUGACUUUUCGUUCAGCCUCUCUGCAAACGAAUCGCCAAUAUGUCAUGGCUCGUGCCCUCACUGCCAAGCUGGUCUCGUGGCGCCGCUCCAGCCCAGGUCGAGAAGGCGACGGCGAAUAACGAUGUCGAAGAAGACGACAUUGAUGCCCCGCCCCCCUUCCCCAUGCUCAAUUCUCAUCAGAGAUCCCAGGCUCCCGCCCCUGAAGCACCCAAACCCCCGAUACCCCCCACUACUGCGCCAAUCCCGACGUUAUCAUUCGCCAUCGCCCCUCCGUCACCUACCAAGUCGACGCACGGUGACGAUGAGCCUCCUUCAGAUCUAAACAUCGCCAUCAUACCCGACAACAUACCUAUAGGGAACAUGGCCCCACCGCCGAGUACGGUGAAGAAACCGUCUUUCGGUAUACAAAAUGGUGGACAUGAUAGAGGAGGGUUGAAAGUGGCAGAGAAACCCAAGCCCAAAGAGAAGAAGAAGGGCAAGGUAGCCCUUGCGCCGGGACAUUCUCCUCUAGACUGGGCGAGGUUGACAUCAAGUGGACAAAACUUGAGGGGUGUGAAUACAUUCCAGAGAGUCACGCUUGCAGAGCUGAAGGAGGUCAGUGUGUCUUUACUGCUGGCGCAGAGCUGAUACACUAUCAUAGCACAACACUCCGGACGAUGCAUGGUCGGUAUUCAACGGGAUGGUGUACAAUAUCACGCCUUACCUUCCAUUCCACCCAGGAGGAGAGGACGAGAUGAUGAGGGUUGCGGGGCGAGAUGGGACGCGUCUCUUUAUGCUCACGCAUUCUUGGGUCAAUAUGGACUUUAUGUUAAAGGAGUGUUUGGUGGGAGUCUUGAUCAAAUGAGAGGAUCUUUGUUGCCCCAUUUCUCGCGCGCAAAAGACUCUUUUGGCGUAUCCUCACGAUCAUCAUUGGUACUCAUACUGUACUCUACAUUGUAUACUCAGCAUCAUCAUAGCAUUUCAUAGAUACAUGUACCAUCUUAUACGCACACGAGCAUGUCCGUGUUUAUGCCUAUGAGUCGCAGAUCGCAGACAGAAUGUCCAACCAAUCAUUCCGAGAUCAUAUAGACAGUCAUCGUCGAUCGCAGUCUCCUAGUCAAUUC
Cryptococcus amylolentus CBS 6039 is the source of this 1153-nucleotide messenger RNA. RefSeq lists its product as hypothetical. Bases 90 to 677 code for a protein of 195 amino acids. The transcript has 3 exons. Gene Ontology annotation, molecular function: heme binding. The record is from RefSeq and is a predicted model, not a curated record. NCBI's taxonomy places the organism in Eukaryota, Fungi, Basidiomycota, Tremellomycetes, Tremellales, Cryptococcaceae.